This is a messenger RNA of Sphaeroforma arctica JP610, 1462 nucleotides long. RefSeq lists its product as hypothetical. Bases 149 to 1450 code for a protein of 433 amino acids. The transcript has 10 exons. Gene Ontology annotation, molecular function: cation binding; protein serine/threonine phosphatase activity. Lineage: Eukaryota; Ichthyosporea; Ichthyophonida. The record is from RefSeq and is a predicted model, not a curated record. Gene Ontology annotation, biological process: protein dephosphorylation.
CAUAUUUCUACUGCAUACAUCAGACAUCGUGGUCACACACAUAGGCACACACACAGCGUGAAGUACGGACUCGCAAUGGGGAUGUGAACAUAUGGACAUCAAUACUAUGUGCACCACCUAAUAAGCGACAGGAAAACGAACGGAUAGAAUGACCGAGGCGUCACACGAAAGUGCAAACGAACUGGGCGACCAUACGGCUGCGCCAAAGGCAACUACUACCAAUGCAAGUAUAGAGAAUGUGGAUACGCACGCUUCCGGGCGUGCAUUUACACACAAUACACUCAGCGAUGCACAUCCACACGAAAAGACUGGCAAUGCCGAUAGCGAAGAAACAGAUAAGGUGAUAGAGGAUAGAAAGAGGUCAAUAGAAAUAGCAACCUCUGAGAGUGCAUUGGAUAGUAAGCGUCCCAGGAGAGAGAGAACGUCUCACUUCGGACUGGAGAGGAUUGUCGGCUGUCGGCCAUUCAAAUAUGAAACCUAUGGAUUUGCAGCGGAGCGAAGGGGUGAGAGAGACACGAUGCAGGAUGCGCACACUAUCAUGAAUGAUUUAUGGGCUGAAUACGGCAAAGCAAGGCCUUUGGAAGCUCCCAGGUUAGCGUUCUACGGAGUGUAUGAUGGGCAUGCAGGCGAUAGAGCUGCCAAAUAUGCCGCGAAGCACCUGCAUAUCCACUACCUGAACAACGUGGCUGGCUACUUGGAAAUGAAGGAGUCCGGGUUGAUUGCCGAGAUAGGGCCCAAGGAGCAGCGGAAAUGCAUUACCGACGCAUUCAAGACCACAGACACGGACUUUUUAAAGCUGGCUGCUUCCCAAGGCUGGAAGGAUGGUACUACCGCUGUUGUAGUGAUUCUGUACGAUGACUACAUGCUCGUGGCCAAUUUAGGGGAUAGUGGAGCCGUACUCGCAAAAGAUAUCGGUACAGUGGAGACCGAAAGCAGCGAUUACAAGGCAUUGUUGGUUACGAAGGACCACAACCCCAUGGUGCACACAGAGCGGAUGCGGAUACAGAAGGCGGGAGGGAGUGUUACUAACGGACGGAUCAAUGGCAUACUGGGGGUGUCGAGAUCGAUAGGCGACGGUGCUUUCAAGCGUCUGGGACUGACUUGCGUUCCGGAAAUUGUGGCGGCAUCCUUGACCGGAAAGGAGAAGCUUGUGAUUAUGGGAUGUGAUGGGCUCUGGGGCGAUUUAAACCGGCCAGAUGCUGUUAAGUUUGCCGGGACUUACAUGCGGAGCGAAGAGUCCCUUACUGUGGCAAAGGGAAUUUUGGAUCGGCAAGAACUGAACUUCUCAGAUGCAGAAUUGAGAGAGAGGCGUGUCGAACGCCCUGCCACACUAAGACGCAUACUUGUCCAGAGUGUGGUGAAGGCUCUGGUGAAUGAGGCGGUGCGCAAGGGCAGCACAGAUAAUACAUCAGCUCUUGUGAUAGGAAUUGGUGAGGUUUCACAAGCGUAAUAAAGAUAAGAC